Symphalangus syndactylus (siamang) is the source of this 6443-nucleotide messenger RNA. It is a transcript of the gene GRID2, whose product is annotated as glutamate ionotropic receptor delta type subunit 2. Gene Ontology annotation, cellular component: membrane. Gene Ontology annotation, molecular function: ligand-gated monoatomic ion channel activity; signaling receptor activity. The record is from RefSeq and is a predicted model, not a curated record. NCBI's taxonomy places the organism in Eukaryota, Metazoa, Chordata, Mammalia, Primates, Hylobatidae. Gene Ontology annotation, biological process: monoatomic ion transport.
GCAUAGGAGGAGAUGGAAGUUUUCCCCUUGCUCUUGGUUUUGUCCGUCUGGUGGUCUCGAACCUGGGACUCGGCGAAUGCGGAUUCGAUUAUUCACAUCGGAGCAAUUUUUGAUGAAUCUGCGAAAAAGGAUGAUGAGGUGUUUCGCACAGCAGUUGGUGACCUUAACCAGAAUGAGGAGAUCUUACAGACUGAGAAAAUCACAUUUUCAGUGACGUUUGUUGAUGGCAACAACCCUUUCCAAGCAGUUCAAGAAGCCUGUGAACUUAUGAAUCAAGGCAUCUUGGCCUUGGUCAGCUCCAUUGGCUGCACGUCAGCAGGAUCCCUCCAGUCUUUGGCAGACGCCAUGCAUAUCCCCCACCUCUUCAUUCAGCGCUCAACAGCUGGGACCCCAAGGAGUGGCUGUGGACUCACCCGAAGCAACAGGAAUGAUGACUACACUCUCUCAGUUCGCCCACCUGUCUACUUGCAUGACGUUAUCCUAAGAGUGGUCACAGAGUAUGCCUGGCAGAAAUUCAUUAUAUUCUAUGAUAGUGAAUAUGAUAUCCGUGGAAUACAGGAGUUCUUGGACAAAGUAUCUCAGCAGGGAAUGGAUGUUGCACUUCAGAAGGUAGAAAACAACAUCAAUAAAAUGAUCACCACUCUCUUUGACACCAUGAGAAUAGAAGAACUGAAUCGCUAUCGAGACACUCUUAGGCGAGCGAUCCUUGUUAUGAAUCCUGCUACAGCCAAAUCCUUCAUUACUGAGGUUGUGGACACUAAUUUGGUUGCUUUUGACUGUCACUGGAUCAUUAUAAAUGAGGAAAUAAAUGAUGUGGAUGUACAGGAACUUGUAAGAAGGUCAAUUGGGAGGUUAACGAUUAUUCGGCAGACAUUUCCAGUUCCCCAGAAUAUAAGUCAGCGGUGUUUCCGUGGCAACCAUCGAAUAUCUUCAACAUUGUGUGAUCCAAAGGAUCCAUUUGCUCAGAAUAUGGAGAUUUCCAACCUUUACAUAUAUGACACAGUGCUUCUGCUUGCUAAUGCUUUUCAUAAGAAGCUGGAGGACCGAAAGUGGCACAGCAUGGCAAGUCUGUCAUGUAUCAGAAAGAACUCAAAGCCCUGGCAGGGUGGGCGCUCCAUGUUGGAGACCAUCAAGAAGGGUGGAGUUAGUGGGUUGACUGGAGAGCUAGAAUUUGGAGAAAAUGGAGGCAAUCCCAAUGUCCACUUUGAAAUCCUUGGAACCAACUAUGGAGAAGAGCUUGGCAGAGGUGUUCGCAAACUUGGGUGCUGGAAUCCUGUCACAGGUCUGAAUGGGUCACUGACUGACAAGAAAUUGGAGAAUAACAUGCGUGGAGUGGUUCUACGUGUGGUAACUGUUCUGGAAGAACCUUUUGUGAUGGUCUCUGAAAAUGUCUUGGGUAAGCCGAAGAAAUACCAGGGCUUCUCCAUUGAUGUUUUGGAUGCCUUAUCUAACUACCUGGGUUUUAACUAUGAAAUUUAUGUAGCACCGGAUCACAAAUACGGAAGCCCACAAGAAGAUGGGACAUGGAAUGGCUUGGUAGGAGAACUUGUCUUUAAGAGAGCCGACAUAGGGAUUUCUGCUUUAACCAUCACUCCAGAUCGUGAAAAUGUGGUGGACUUUACAACACGUUACAUGGACUACUCAGUGGGGGUACUACUUCGAAGGGCUGAAAAGACAGUGGAUAUGUUUGCCUGUCUUGCACCAUUUGAUCUCUCUCUAUGGGCUUGCAUUGCUGGCACAGUCCUUCUGGUGGGUCUACUGGUCUACCUCUUGAACUGGCUUAAUCCCCCACGAUUACAAAUGGGAUCAAUGACGUCUACUACUCUCUACAACUCCAUGUGGUUUGUGUAUGGAUCUUUUGUACAACAAGGUGGGGAGGUCCCGUACACGACUCUGGCUACCCGAAUGAUGAUGGGGGCUUGGUGGCUAUUUGCUUUGAUUGUUAUCUCAUCUUACACAGCAAACCUCGCUGCUUUCCUCACUAUUACACGCAUUGAAAGUUCCAUCCAGUCUCUCCAGGAUCUUUCCAAGCAAACAGAAAUCCCUUAUGGCACAGUCCUAGACUCUGCAGUAUAUGAGCAUGUCCGCAUGAAAGGACUGAAUCCUUUUGAGAGGGACAGCAUGUAUUCCCAAAUGUGGCGGAUGAUCAACCGAAGCAAUGGAUCGGAGAACAAUGUUCUGGAGUCCCAAGCAGGCAUUCAAAAGGUAAAAUAUGGAAAUUAUGCUUUCGUAUGGGAUGCAGCUGUAUUGGAAUAUGUGGCUAUCAAUGACCCAGAUUGUUCCUUUUACACCAUUGGAAAUACUGUUGCUGAUCGGGGAUAUGGAAUUGCAUUACAACAUGGCAGUCCUUACCGAGAUGUUUUUUCACAAAGGAUCCUGGAGCUUCAGCAGAAUGGUGACAUGGAAAUCCUGAAGCACAAAUGGUGGCCUAAGAAUGGCCAGUGUGACCUGUACUCCUCAGUGGACACAAAGCAGAAAGGAGGCGCCCUGGACAUAAAGAGCUUUGCAGGGGUCUUUUGUAUCCUGGCUGCUGGAAUUGUCCUCUCCUGCUUCAUAGCCAUGCUGGAGACGUGGUGGAACAAGAGGAAAGGCUCCCGGGUUCCAUCAAAAGAGGAUGACAAGGAAAUUGACCUGGAGCACCUCCAUAGACGUGUAAAUAGCUUGUGCACAGAUGACGACAGCCCCCAUAAACAGUUUUCCACCUCGUCAAUUGAUUUGACCCCUCUGGACAUUGACACUUUGCCAACACGACAAGCACUGGAGCAAAUCAGUGAUUUCAGGAACACUCAUAUUACCACAACAACCUUUAUCCCAGAGCAGAUCCAGACUCUUAGCCGCACACUGUCAGCUAAAGCUGCUUCUGGUUUCACUUUUGGCAACGUGCCUGAGCACCGAACUGGCCCUUUUAGGCACAGGGCACCUAAUGGGGGCUUUUUCAGGAGUCCUAUAAAAACAAUGUCAUCUAUUCCUUAUCAACCAACUCCUACCCUGGGGCUCAAUCUGGGUAAUGAUCCAGACCGAGGCACCUCCAUAUGAGCAUCAAACAAAUCUCUUCACUGUUUCUUUUUUAGGACUCCCUUUGCAAGGAGCAACUGUAAUAUUGUGGGACUAACAUGGAUGUAACGUUAAAAAAAAAAGAUCACGAUUAUUAGUAACAAUUCUAGUUUUUUCCUCCCACCUUCUCCCUCUCCUCUCUCCUGUAUUAUUUUCUCUCUUUCCCCCUCCCUUCCUGUACAUUUUCCUCCACUUUUUAUCAUUACUCAACUUGUUCCCCAAGAAGGUAGUGUACUAGGAUCCUAUUAGUCUGCUUUUCAUAUACUGUACAUCAAGUAUAGGAAAUGUGCACUGAGUAUACUAAAAGUAUAUGCAGGAUUAAUUUUACAUAAAGGCCUCUUCUGUAACAUUUCUCUAUUUUUAGAAAUACAAUUGCAAUAACUUCAGUCUUUUUACAUUCUUCUGCUGCAUCCAUACAAUGCUCCACUGCUGUUGAGUGUCCUUUAACUGUGGACCAAAGGCAACCCCUGCAGUGUUUAUAAAACAAUUUUAAGACCAUUCAGGCCACAUAAGAUGAGAAUGCAAUUUUGUAGGAUUACAAAAAAGCCAUUAAUAUGCCAGUCAAGACUACAGUUAAAACUACUCUUGCACUGCAACAGUGCAUAUGACCUUUAUGUGAUUGUACAGUAUUAGAAGUUUUUUCUUAUGUACAGUAAACUUUAUCAUAUGGCAGAAGCCUCUAUUGUGUUAAAUAAAUUAGUAUUUCAUAUAUAUACAUAUAUAUGCACCUAUAUAAUGUGUAUAUAUAUAAAAAGGCAGCCAUUGCUAUUGCAAUUCAUUUAAUAAAGCUUUAGUUUGAACAAAAGUAUUGUAUACAGGAACUAUGUAUAGUGCAGGGGUUCUUUUCAGUUAGAAAAGGCAGGUUGCUUUAAUGUUAUUCUGACUCGCAUUGUUUGCCAACAGAAAAUAUUUUAUACUUUUGUUAUUAAAACAUCCAGGGCAAUUUAAUAUUUGUUCCUAGAUGUAACUCAUUUGAAUAGGUUUUGCAUUUGUUAUUCAGCAGUGUAUAAAGCUAACCUUGAUAAUUUUACUUUUAAUUAAUUAUCUAAAUGAAAAAUGCUAUUAGCUGAACCACAUCCACAGCAGCACAUAGAGCUCUAGAAGAGUUGAAACAUAGAUCAUUGAAGGUUAAAAAUCCUCUUCCAAAGCAGCAAGUCAAUCAAUACAAUAAUGAUAUUUGGGGAGGGGUGGGAGCCCUUAAGAACUAUUGAUGUGGCCUUAAAUUACUGUCAUUUAUUAUCCUAAAGAAGAAAACAUAAUAACCAUAAUGGGCUCUCAACUCAACCCCCUUUUUUAUUUAGUUCUAUUUGGAGGAGUUAUGUAUUUUUUACAUUAGUGCCAAGUAUAUAGAAGGAUGACAGCAAAAACAGUGCCUCUUUGUGCACAACCCUUUUAAAGUAGCAUUCUUACUUGUUAGAAACGUAGAAUGAACCUUGUUUGUAAUCCUUAAAUUAAAAUGUGGUAAGUAGGAAGCAAGAACUUAUUCUGUGUUUUUACGCAGCCAUACAUUUACUUUAAUCUAACUCAUUCUGUGGCUAGGAUUGAUAUAGGAAUCAACCUAUGUGAUUUGCUUUAGGAGAAAUUAAAAGGUAUAUUCUUAAGAUAUAUUAUAUUUUGAUGCUAAUUCUGUUCUGGGGAGCAUCUUGUAUUGUCACUGUUUUGUACUAAAUCUUCAAAUAUUGUCUACUGUGUAAGGCAGAAAAAUUUCUUAUCAUGCAAAAACCAUUUUGUUUCCAGGGUAACAAGUAAAUAAGUGCAUGCACAACUUGUUUUCCCUUGUAACAUUCAUGAUCUCAUUUACAACUCUCAUUUUAAAACAAAAAAAUCUUUACAACAAGCUAUAUAGGGACAUACCAGAUGUUGCAGUGAUUUUAGCUAUCAACAAACUGUUAACCAUGUACAAUAUUUAAAAUAGGCUUAUUUUGAUGUAUCGCCUAUUAUACAAACACACAAAACAUUUUUGAAAGCCUCAGUUAUGAGUGACAGAGCUUUCUGUGUAUAAUUUGUCUAAAUAAUUUGUCUAAUAAAAAUGUUUUCUAAACUUGCUCUCAUACUAUUGAAGUCUUAACUGUAAGAUUUGAAAAUGUUUACUCUCUCACAGAUUGAACUAAAUUUUUCUAAAAAUUUAUCCUGAGUUAAUUAAAGCAUAAAUCACAUUAAGUUUCACUGGCAGAACUAUGCCAAAAUGAAUGGCUCUCUAAAACAUUACUAAGUGAUGUCUUAAAUCAAUGAGAGACUGCCUUUCUGCUAUUUGAGACUAUUUGAACCAAUAAUAUAUUUGUUUUUCUCUGUGGAUAUCUCUGUGAGCACUUUUUUGGGAAAGAUUUAUCCUGUUUCAUGUAAGCAAUGCAACCAUUAUGAUAACAUCAGGAUGAGGGGGUGUUACAUCAAAAAAAAUAAGAAAGACAAGAAAAUUAAGGGUAAUAACUGAACUUAGGAUUUAUUUCUUAAAAAUUACUUUUGCUAGAGAACUAUUUGUCAUGCUGAACCUAUUAAUCUGGGAAUUUAGCCUCUAAGAUUAUUUCUAAUAGUUUUCCUGCAUUUGAACAAUAAUAUUUAAUUCUUCCAGCAUUUAACACACCUAAGGAAUAUGUAUCUGAAAAUGUAUUUUGAAAACAUAAUUCAGUAAAAAAAAAAUAGUUCUCUAUUGUUCUAAAGUUCCAUCCAGAAUAAUUCUUUGAAUAUUGGAACUAAGAGGAACUUUAGAGAUCUAGACUAUUGACCUCAUUUUACAAAUCAGGGAAAAUAAGAUGCUAAGAUGCUGUGAUAUGCCCAAAUGUUUGACAACCUAAAAUGUAAACUGGGUCUUCUUUUUUAAAACUCUGCCACCCUUCAAUCACACCAACAUAGGUCCUCAUGGAUUGUAAAUAUAGGCUCCACCUUCUCCUCUCACCAAGCCUAGGCUACAAAUCUCUAGGAUCCUUCCUUCCUUGUUUGGGACACAUAGAUCAUCUGAUUCCACUUUUACACAUGGGAAAGUGAGUACCUCAGGUUAUUUACCCAGGGCCGUAGCUAGUGGCAAAACUAAGGUCAGUUCCUGUUUCUGUCUAUGCUUGGUUUUUUGGCCCACUGUUUGUCCUGGUUUGCAACACUUAGACCAACCUGGCUAUUUCACUACAAGACAAAAUACCUUAUAUCCAAGUACUUUUAUUCUAUUCAAAUGUCCAAUUUACCCCACUGGUAAAUCAUUAAGAUAUCUGGUAUCACUGUACCACAUCCGAACUUAUGCACAGGUUUUGGUUUAAUCAUACGUACUUAAAGUUGUAAGACUGCCUUCUUCCUCAUACCAUUAAACUACAGGCAAUUCGUCAUGUUCAUGAUCAAGUUAUUUUUCACCUCUUUUAGUUUGGGAUUGGCUGUCAACUGAAUAAAUACUUUUUUAAAAUAGA